Molecule: messenger RNA, 2486 nt
Organism: Esox lucius (northern pike)
Lineage: Eukaryota; Metazoa; Chordata; Actinopteri; Esociformes; Esocidae
Gene: tfe3b
Product: transcription factor binding to IGHM enhancer 3b
Exons: 9
Coding region: 341-1684 (447 amino acids)
Biological process (GO): regulation of transcription by RNA polymerase II
Cellular component (GO): nucleus
Molecular function (GO): RNA polymerase II cis-regulatory region sequence-specific DNA binding; DNA-binding transcription factor activity, RNA polymerase II-specific; protein dimerization activity
Source: RefSeq, a predicted model, not a curated record
AAUGUAUCACUGGCUAUAUGAAUAUUUAGUAGCUCGUUUUAGUAAAUGCAUUUUAUAUUCAGCUACGACAACAUUAUUAGGUACAGUAUUAUCUAGAGCGGCAGAAAUCGACAUAGCACUCAAACGCAGAGAUGACCGAGAUGACGUCUGCUGACAGUACUGAUGUACCAACUCCCACUGUCAAGUUUUGACCAAACUUCCUGUUUUGAAAAUGCUGGCUAGCUAGCAAGCUAUUGUCACUGUCAGUUAUUGAAGCUUUUGCCUUUUAUUUUUACACACCUGUGGCUGAUAUUAUCUGAGACAUUAUCUGAACUAAAGGCACACAAACCUGUGGUUAGCCAUGUCUUCGCGUGUGCUGCUUCGGCAGCAGCUGAUGCGGGAACAAGCCCAAGAACAAGAAAGACGGGAGGUCCUGCAGGAUGUCACUUUGGCUCAGCUCCGGGCUACUGACUCCACCCCUGCCAUCUCGGUCACUCUGCCCCCAAUGGCUGCUCGUCCUACACCCACCCAGGUGCCCAUGGAGGUUUUGAAGGUUCAGACACAUCUGGAGAACCCCACCAAGUACCACAUCCAGCAGUCUCAGAGGCAGCAGGUGAAGCAGUAUCUCUCCACCACCCUCGGCAAUAAAGUGUCAACUCAGACCCUGGGUCUGUCACCCUUGCCUCUGUCUACCUCCGCCCCUGAGAUGGCUCUCACAGCCCAAAGUGCUCCCAACAGCCCCAUGGCUUUACUCAACCUGGGUUCCAAAAACGAGGAGAUAGAUGACGUUAUUGACGACAUCAUCAGCCUCGAAUCAAGUUUCAAUGAUGACUUCAUGACAUUUAUUGACUCCGGUCUACAGCUGCCUAGUACGCUUCCAGGGAACCUUCUAGAUGUAUACAAUACUCAUGGAAUGGCAGCACCUACUCUCGCUGUCAGCAACUCCUGCCCUGCUGAUCUCACCAAUAUUAAAAGAGAAUACCCUGAUGCAGAUACCAAAGCACUGAUGAAAGACAGACAGAAGAAAGACAACCAUAACCUCAUUGAAAGAAGGCGGAGGUUUAACAUCAAUGACCGCAUAACAGAGCUGGGGUCCAUAAUACCCAAGUCAAGUGAUCCGGAGAUGCGUUGGAAUAAGGGCACCAUUCUGAAGGCAUCUGUGGACUACAUCAGGAAGCUGCAGAAAGAGCAGCAGAGAGCCAAGGAGGUGGAAAUGCGUCAGAAGAAGCUGGAACAGGCUAACCACAGUUUGUUGCUGCGAAUCCAGGAGCUGGAGAUGCAGGCUCGUUUCCAUGGCCUUUCCAGCUCCAUGUCCUCUGGUCUGUGUUCCGACCCCUCCCUCCAGCAGCACGUUCAUCAGGGAGGGCCUACACUGGGGCCCAGCGCUGAAGACCAAAACCUUCUCAGCCUGCAGGCAGCAGCUAUGGCACAGCCUGUGCCCACCUCCUUCCUCUCCCCACCAACCUCAAACUCCCCUGUGGGUGUGCCAGUAAAUAGCACCCUGGACCUGGGCAGUCUAAGCUUUGCUGAGCUGGAUGAGACCUCCAACGCUGGUCUGUAUACAGAAGUGGGUUUGGGGGAUAUCCUAAUGGACGAGAGCUGCACACUGUCCCCAGAAAGAGUGGGUCCCCUGUUUUCGAUGUCACCAGGUGCCUCAAAAAACAGUAGCUGUAGGAGCAGCUUCAGCAUGGAGGAGGAUUUGUGACAGGGUCAUAAUGGGGGUCAAGUUUGAGAAAGAGAAACCAGGUAUUUGGGGAUAAAACAACUGUAGGGAAAGAACGCUGAGCCCAUGAAAGUAAUUUAAAGGAGAUUUGAACUAUUUAAUCUUUGUUUCUCACCCUGAAAAUAGUCCUCAGGCAAGUAAAACCUUUUUUUUAAACCCCCAAUACAAGUUUCAGCUAUGUUUAGGCAAUGCUAGCUUAAAAUAUAUGUAGGGCAUGAGUUUGCCUGGAGGUUAGAACAUCUGACAAAUAACCAAAAGUUUACUAUAUUGAAUCCCAAGACAGCAAGCUACAGAGCUGGGUCCAUAAUUGCCUUCCUUUCACUGCGGAAGGCACUUAACCCAAAUUGCAUGCCAGAUUGCUGUACAUUAGUAAAUUAGUAGUAAAUCAGUCAUUGUAACUGGUAAUAUUAAGGUAAAAAAAAAAAAGGUAAUGGUAAACAUACAAUGAAAUAUCCAUGUUUGGUUUCUUGUUGAUGUUCGAGUUGAUUUGACAAUACAAAUUUAAAAAAAGCAUGACCCCAUUACAUUAGUUGAUUAAUAACUAAUUGUGGAUAAUGGUUGCUGAAGUUUGUAAUGGCUGUUUAAAGAAUACUGAUCCAUAGAUUACAGUUUAUCUUAGCCCAUACACUACUUUUAGGUUGAAAAACAUUAAGUUGUAACAUAGUUACAGUGGAUUUCAAAAGUCGAUACACCCUUAUUGAAAAUGCAGCUUUUGUUUUUGUCUAGACAGAUCAUGUAAAUUCUUGUAACCAACAAUAUUUAAAUAAAAACAAAUGGACCAUUA